Molecule: messenger RNA, 1137 nt
Organism: Aspergillus puulaauensis
Lineage: Eukaryota; Fungi; Ascomycota; Eurotiomycetes; Eurotiales; Aspergillaceae
Exons: 1
Coding region: 1-1137 (378 amino acids)
Biological process (GO): regulation of cell cycle
Cellular component (GO): nucleus
Source: RefSeq, a predicted model, not a curated record
AUGUCGAGGAAACUCCAGAUUGUCCUGGCGACAACCCUCACCCUUGUCGACCAAUUCCAGUCUACCCUAUCCUCUUCCCAACCCAACCCCGGGCCUACGGCCGGAAAAGGGGCCGAAGAGCUGGACCCCCUGCCCCUCCUCUCAGGAGCAUCAACAGCGCUAAAGUCUCAUGUUACGAAGCUCUCCCUAUUAACAAUAAAUCCGCCCUUUACCCACUCUGCAGUGGCGACCACGCUCUCGGUCCUCAAUGAAUCCGUCCUCCCAUCUUUGGUUACAGCCACGCUCCUCGUCACGCCAGAAUCUCACACCAAGACAUUUCAGAAAGAAAUCCGCAUAUUAGUUGGUACAACUCUGAAGGAAUUAUCUUUGUUAGUCAAAGAAGUUCAGGUUGUUGCGGAAGGAGAAACGGAUGAGAAAAGCCUAGACCAAUCAACAAAGGAUGCGAUUACAGUGGCCGCUGGCCGCGUCUGGGAUGCUUGCGAUGUGCUAGUCGAUGUUGCUGCGAAGGGCAUUGUCGGUUUCAUGGUCAGGCGGGCGGAGGAACAUAGGGACUUGGUUCGGGAUGCGGUCGAAGAGAUUGAGGCGUGGGACCCUGAUGAAGAAGGCGAUGAGUUUUUCGAUGACCUUCUCGGUGAUGAUAAGAAGGGACUCGCGGUCUCCGAUAAAGCUGGAGCUAGUGAAGAUUCUGAGAAGGAGGGAGAGGACGAGGAAGAAGGUAGCGCGGCACUCCAUGCGCGCAAAAAGGAUGCACUUCGAAUUUUGAAGCCCAUCGCCCAAAUAUACCCUGCCAUAAUUUCGAAUCGCCUAAAGACGGCACCCACUCCACUCGUGCCGUCCGAUAUUAGAAUUUUGGAAUCCUUGAUAUUGAGUCUACAGCAGAUCCCGAGCUAUAUUGACGAAGUAGCGGGCGCGCUGUACGAAGAAGAUCUUGAAAAAUACACGCAUCAAUUGGAAAAAACCAUAAAGUAUGCCUGCAAGGCCGUUGAUCUGGUUGUAUUGCCCUGGGGCCUAAAGCAGACAUCUGGUGAUCAGGAUAUCGCAGGAGAUAAAUUCACGACCUGGUCAAAGACAUGGACCAAGGUCAUCGAACAAGUCAGCAGGACCGUGGACGAAUCUACCCAUAUCAAACCAGGCUAA